AUGACAACUGUAUAUGUUCUUCUUCUUCAGCCCAAUAUAUCACAGAACUUGAGCAGUCAAAAUGACACCAAAUGCGUUUUUGACGAAGAGUUCAAGUUUUUGCUGCUGCCAGUGUCCUACACAGCAGUCUUUAUUCUUGGGCUUCCACUCAACAUUACUGCCAUGUGGAUCUUCAUUGCCAAGAUGAGACCAUGGAGCCCGACUACAGUAUAUAUGUUUAACCUUGCAUUAUCAGACACACUGUAUCUAUUGUCAUUGCCAAUGCUCAUUUAUUACUACGCCGACCGCAACAACUGGCCCUUUGGGGUUGAAUGCUGCAAGUUUGUUAGAUUCAUCUUUUAUACUAAUUUGUACAGCAGUAUUCUAUUUCUCACAUGCAUCAGUGUGCAUCGUUACCUAGGAGUGUGUCACCCUAUCCGUUCCAUGCAGACAAUUAAAGCCAAACAUGCCCGCAUUGUCUGUGCUGGGGUAUGGUUAUCAGUCACAAUCUGCCUCAUACCCAAUCUCAUCUAUGUAACCGUCAGCCCAAGAGGCAAUGGCACACUCUGUCAUGAUACUACAGUGCCAGAGGAGUUUGAAACCUAUGUGGAGUACAGUACAGCUAUUAUGAGCUUGCUUUUUGGGAUACCUUGCUUAGUGAUCAGUAUAUGUUAUGGAAUUAUGGCCUGGGAGCUGAGGAAACCAGUAAGUGGGUCGCAUCAGACCCUCCCUUCAUAUAAGAAGAGAUCUAUUCGGACAAUAAUCAGUGUCAUAACUGUGUUUCUUAUUUGUUUCUUGCCGUUCCAUGUCACUCGAACUAUGUAUUAUUAUGCACGACUCCUAAAUGCAAACUGCCAUAUACUUAAUGUGAUAAAUUUCACCUAUAAAAUUACACGUCCUUUAGCCAGUGCAAACAGUUGUAUUGACCCCAUCCUUUAUUUCCUAGCUAGUGACAGUUAUCAGAGGAGGCUUGUAAGGGUAAUAGCACGUGGCCCUGGUAUCCUUAGAAGGCGAAUUGUUGAAGGGCAGACUGGGCUAGCAUCACAAUGCACAAGGGGUGGUCUGGCAGUGAUUUCUACUGAAGAGAUUCAGAGCGCUGGAAGUCUUGAGAAUAUACUGAGGGAUGGGGAGGGUAAGGAGAAGACAUUACACACAAGGAGAUGGAAAGAAGAAAGUAGUAAAAAAAAUACGGCUAUUCAGAGAGAACCGCAAAAGACAGAGAAACAUUCAGAGGGGGAAGAAAAAAUAGUUGAAUGUAGAAAUGAAGGAGAUGCCAGUCAUAAGGAAACAGAGGACAAGAGUGAGGAGCAUAGUGAUAAACAUAGUGAAGGGAUAAAAGGAAGCACAAAUCAAAGAGAAAAUGCUGUUAAGGACAUAAAGAAAACACAAAAUGUGGACGAAAAGAAGAAAAGACAGAUCAGAAGGAGAUGGAGUCCAUACAGAAGUAGAAAUGCUGCUGAAAUGAACGGUGACACAAUGUCCAUAGACAAUUUAUGUGAAAUAGAGGGGAGUUCCACAUGGAAUCUUCUCGAGUCAGUUAAAAAUAAUGGGCAGAGGAUGUGGUUGACCAAUGUCAGUGAGGAUAAUGAUAAGGGGGAACAUAUGCAGCAAAGUUUGCCAAAAGCAUGAGGAACAACAGACUUAAAAGAUUGUGUGAUCUGCUGAGUUAUUGAGCAAAAGAACCUGUGAAUGGUAUUGAUAUUUAGCUCCUUCCUAAAUCAGAAGUGCAAUAAAGUGUUUACAGGUUAGAGAAUCUGCUGGAGAGUAGAG
Molecule: messenger RNA, 1749 nt
Organism: Bombina bombina (fire-bellied toad)
Lineage: Eukaryota; Metazoa; Chordata; Amphibia; Anura; Bombinatoridae
Gene: P2RY4
Product: pyrimidinergic receptor P2Y4
Exons: 1
Coding region: 1-1608 (535 amino acids)
Biological process (GO): transepithelial chloride transport; G protein-coupled receptor signaling pathway
Cellular component (GO): plasma membrane
Molecular function (GO): G protein-coupled purinergic nucleotide receptor activity; G protein-coupled UTP receptor activity
Source: RefSeq, a predicted model, not a curated record